AUGUCCAGAUCCGGGGACAGGACCUCCACCUUCGACCCCAGCCACAGCGACAACCUGCUGCACGGCCUCAACCUGCUGUGGAGGAAGCAGCUCUUCUGCGACGUGACCCUGACGGCCCAGGGCCAGCAGUUCCACUGCCACAAGGCCGUGCUGGCCUCCUGCUCCCAGUACUUCCGAUCCCUCUUCUCCAGCGGCGGCGGGAGCGGCGGGCACCCGCACGCCCUGGGGCUGGGGCCCGGCGCCCAGGACGGGCUCGGGGGGCCGCCCAAGGAGCCGCCGCCGCCGCAGCCGCAGGAGGAGCCCGGCACCCCGUCCUCCUCCCCGGAGGACAAGCUGCUGGCCAGCCCGCGGGCCAUCAACAACCUGGUGCUGCAGGGCUGCUCGUCCAUCGGGCUGCGGCUGGUGCUGGAGUACCUGUACACGGCCAACGUGACCCUCUCGCUGGACACGGUGGAGGAGGUGCUCUCGGUCAGCAAGAUCCUGCACAUCCCGCAGGUCACCAAGCUCUGCGUGCAGUUCCUCAACGACCAGAUCUCGGUGCAGAACUACAAGCAGGUGUGCAAGAUCGCCGCCCUGCACGGCCUGGAGGAGACCAAGAAGCUGGCCAACAAGUACCUGGUGGAGGACGUGCUGCUGCUCAACUUCGAGGAGAUGCGCGCCCUGCUCGACUCGCUGCCCCCCCCCGUCGAGUCGGAGCUGGCGCUCUUCCAGAUGUCCGUGCUCUGGCUGGAGCACGACCGGGAGACCCGCAUGCAGUACGCCCCGGACCUGAUGAAGCGCCUCCGCUUCGCCCUCAUCCCGGCGCCGGAGCUGGUGGAGCGGGUCCAGUCGGUGGAUUUCAUGCGCACCGACCCCGUCUGCCAGAAGCUGCUGCUGGACGCCAUGAACUACCACCUGAUGCCCUUCAGGCAGCACUGCCGGCAGAGCCUGGCUAGCAGAAUUCGUUCCAAUAAGAAAAUGCUGUUAUUGGUUGGAGGAUUGCCUCCCGGACCUGACCGGCUACCCAGCAAUUUGGUUCAGUAUUAUGAUGAUGAAAAGAAGACGUGGAAAAUACUGACAAUUAUGCCAUAUAACAGUGCCCAUCACUGUGUCGUGGAAGUGGAAAACUUCUUGUUCGUGCUGGGAGGAGAAGACCAAUGGAACCCUAAUGGGAAACACAGUACAAACUUUGUUAGCCGAUACGAUCCCAGGUUUAACAGCUGGAUACAACUUCCACCCAUGCAAGAGAGGAGAGCCAGUUUCUAUGCCUGUCGCCUUGACAAGAAUUUGUAUGUAAUCGGUGGAAGAAACGAAACUGGCUACUUGUCCAGCGUGGAGUGCUACAAUCUAGAGACAAACGAGUGGCGUUACGUGUCUUCGUUACCGCAACCUUUGGCAGCCCAUGCAGGAGCCGUUCACAAUGGCAAGAUAUAUAUUUCAGGAGGUGUUCACAAUGGAGAAUAUGUCCCCUGGCUGUACUGCUAUGACCCCGUGAUGGAUGUCUGGGCCCGAAAACAGGACAUGAACACAAAGCGAGCAAUCCACACUUUGGCUGUAAUGAAUGAUCGACUGUAUGCAAUUGGAGGAAACCAUUUGAAAGGUUUCUCCCAUCUUGAUGUAAUGCUUGUGGAAUGCUAUGAUCCAAAAGGUGACCAGUGGAAUAUCCUCCAGACUCCUAUUUUGGAGGGUCGCAGUGGCCCUGGCUGCGCAGUCCUUGAUGACAGUAUUUACCUUGUCGGAGGCUACAGCUGGAGUAUGGGAGCCUACAAAUCUUCUACUAUUUGCUAUAGUCCUGAGAAGGGGACUUGGACAGAACUAGAAGGAGAUGUUGCUGAGCCACUUGCAGGACCUGCUUGUUCAACUGUCAUAUUGCCAGCCUGCGUACCGUACAACAAAUGAUGGUCAAGGAGCACUGACACGAACACUGAUUGCAUUUGGGACAAUAAUGACGGGUGACGUAAAUAUUUUAUUAGAACAGGAUUCCUGUUAAAACAAAGCUACCAUAAUUGACCCCUUAUUCCGUAUUUAUGCUUUAGGAGCAAACUGAAAGAAAACAAAAAUCAAGUGUUGUCCCAUCUCAGAUAGAUGCCGGUGUCUUAUGAAGCAAGUAGCUAAAACACACCGAACAUUACAUACUGACAGACUGCCAUUUCAGACUGAUUUUAACUUUUUCCUGCUGCAGAGAUAUUCCUCACAUCAAAUUUAACUUUAAAAAAAAUGAAGGCUAACUGUUCAAAUACAGCCUGAAGAGACAAGAUCAGUAUUGUGCAUUGUAUCUACCUGCAUGUGAUCUGUGUUGAAGUCAUGAGGAUGUUGUUUUCAUGAAUGCUUCAGAAUUCAGAUAGUGAAAAGCUCACACUGCAUUGCAGAAUUGUCUCCUCCUCUGUAAUCCUAACCUACAGCUACUUCACAUGCUCUGCAAGCAACACAGCAUCAGAAGAUUAUAAAAGGUAAAGAAAUAUCAUUCAGUUUUUGCACAGUUUGGCAACUAAUAACACUCUGCCUUCAAAGUCCCCGUGUGUAAGUGCAGCGGAAAGCAGACUACAAUGAAAGCCAUGCUUUACAGAGCACUUCUUGGAAUAGCAGCUUAGGGAUUAGGAUCAAAUUCUUCUAAUCACACUUGUGUAAAGUCAGAGUCAUUUCACUGAAAUCACAUGGAAUGACUGUUUUUACAUUAUUAUAACAGAAAUUUGGUCCUACACCUUAAAUUCUGGGUUCGUAAAGUAAGUUAUUUCUAUGACCGCUUAACGAAGCACCAGAACCCUUACUUACUUUUCACUAACCUGUUAGAUAGGAGCAUCCAUGCUAGUUGCCUCCAGAGACAGAAAGACUGCAUUUAACUAUAAAUGUAUUACUUUGGACUCUUAAAUGAUUGUGCACAAUUUUGGAGAGACAUUGGUAAGUAGUUAAAAUACUCCUGUGUGGUCGAUCUUAAAAUGUACUCUGAAAGAUUUUUACUGUUGAUCUAAAGUAAUACGAGGCUAGACUUUCCACUGCCUUAUAGCU
Messenger RNA from Haliaeetus leucocephalus (bald eagle), 2985 nucleotides. RefSeq names its product kelch-like family member 14 (gene KLHL14). Gene Ontology annotation, molecular function: protein binding. The record is from RefSeq and is a predicted model, not a curated record. Bases 1 to 1878 code for a protein of 625 amino acids. The transcript is spliced from 8 exons. Lineage: Eukaryota; Metazoa; Chordata; Aves; Accipitriformes; Accipitridae.